Drosophila eugracilis is the source of this 2829-nucleotide messenger RNA. RefSeq lists its product as uncharacterized. Lineage: Eukaryota; Metazoa; Arthropoda; Insecta; Diptera; Drosophilidae. The record is from RefSeq and is a predicted model, not a curated record. The transcript has 4 exons. The coding region runs from base 325 to 2145 and encodes 606 amino acids.
ACUUGCUCUUCACUAGCUAUCUUACUUGGACUGGAAAUAGCAUCGAUCUGGCAACAUCGCCAGUUGAUGCAACACAUUUGAGCCAUUUGUUUUGAACACUAAAUUCCUUGAAAAUCUCGACCCACCUUGCAUUGCCUAGAUAUCAGGCAGAAACUAUACUAAGUUAUUAGUUCGUAAAAACAUCUGUUACCGGUUUAAUUGUUUGGAAAUCCACCCAAAAAGUAGCCAAUGAAAUCCCACAAGUGAUUCGCAUCGAAACCAACAGUCGCGUGCGUGAUUCCCACUAUAUCGGUCGUUAUAUAUCCGCCAUAUAAUCGGGCCAAUAUGAGUCGGACGCUCAAGGAGUACACCAAGUUUAAGUACUACAUGGAUAAGUGCUACGUGCUGCCGCUGGAUCUGAAAAAUGAUAUUAUCUACUGCCAGCGUGCGUUGCGCGACUUCCUCAAGGUCCACGGGUUGGUCUCGGACGUCUUCAGGGAACAGGCGGAUGCGGAUCCCGUACAGAUGCGCCGCAUCUUGGACGAACUGGAGGAGGAGGUGUACGAGAUCAACGCCGAACAGCAGUUCCUGCUGAUGCGCUUGAACGAUGACCUGGAAGGAUUCUGCAUGAAGCUGAAGGAGAACAACAUCGCUGUAUUGCCGGAAUUAGCCAACGAGUUCGUUUCCAGCCAGGUAGUGCCGUUGAUUGCCGAUGCAAACUAUAAAAUCCAUCCGAAGUCGGUGAUGUGUCGGGACAACGAGGAGAUGCUCAUUCGCAAGCAUUUCCUCUUGAGCCAGGACGAUGAAGCUGGUGUGCCGCCGCUGAAACUCAGCGAACUGGACGAGAAUAUAUCCCUGGUGUUGGCUCAGCCAGUAAAGGGAUUAGGUCAGCAGAUCGCAGCUGUUAAUCCCCAGGCCCAGUGGCCCCAAUCAGAGGAGGCACCAGCAUCAGUGCCACCCUCACUUCAACCCCAGUCGGAGAUGAUGAAACGUUCGCUGGAUUCGACGUCGCUUAAGCGUAAGAAUAUCACCUCCACUUCACCACCACCCUUGGCGCCCAUAACACAAAAAGUAGUGGCUCCAUCGACAGUACCAGCACAGCCGCCGCAACCACCAAAUAAUCCUCCAAUAGACUUCGAGGUUGUGGCCCAGAGCCGGAAGAACUUGCAUCAGGCCUUAAAGAGGGCCAGAAAGACCAAGCAGCAGCCUCGCUUGUUCGACGAGGAGGAAGAUAUAGAGAUCACUAGUCUGGAAAACAAUCGGAAAAACAAGACCAGCGAGCCAAGGAAGAUACCGUCACCGCUGGAGAUCACAAACGCUGCCGCCAACCAGGCACCCAAUGCCUUAACCAAGAAAUCCACGCCACAAAUUCCACCUCAGAUACCAGUGAAGAACAAUUCGGCUAAGACCAAAAACACUCGCAGGAAAUCCUCACCGACGCUCACAUCAAACUCUCAGCCGCAGCCGCAGCCAGCGGUAUCUCCGUCCGGCAGCUCCGAUGAUUCCAAUGCGGAGCUGCAGCAGGAGCAGCAAAGGCUUUUUGCAUCUGCCGCUCAGUGGCGCGAUGAACCGCGCGAGAUUCGUACCUUGCCGAUGGAUUACGGCCAGGAGUCGUUCCUUGGCCUCUUUGGCCUAUACACGCCAGAGGUGCUUAAGAAGCUUAAUCAACGCCACUCCAAGCGGAAGCGUCGCACCGUUCAGAAUGCCAGCGGUGUGGAUUUCCACUAUGGCCAGCAAUUAAAUGCAAUGGAAACAUUGGUCUUGGGUACUCGCGGUCACAAGAAGGUCAAGGAUAAACCGGAAUUCCUACUAUCGCCGAAGGAGAAGCGGUUGCAAGCUAACUCAAAGAGGGCUUACACACGUAAAAGCAAAUCGCCGGACAAGAUCACAGAGAAGAACUCUAGCGGCGGUGGAGGAGGAGCAGGAUCUGUAGUAUCAUCUUGUCAGCAUGGCGAGGGCGGGGCCUCCAAGUGUCGAAAAUGCCGCGAGUGCAGAGAGUGCAAACGGCGUGUUGAACCCGAAGCGAUGUACUGCCAUUUUUGCAGUGGCCUUUAUCACAUGGACUGCCACGAGGCCACCAAAAAUCGCCAGCAAAUGCAGCUCCAGAAUUCUCGGUGCCCGCCGUGCUUCCGCGAGCACAUGGAGAAGUUGCGUGAUACCAAGUGAACUGGAUAUUUGAUACUUUCUAAAAUGUUUUUUCUUCUGUUUUUCAAAGUGGAACCACAAGUUGUUGUAUAAAUUAGUUGCCACCUCAGUCCAAUGGACAUGGGCAUUUAUAAGACGCCUCCCUUCGUUCAAAAUUUAGCUAAGCCGAAAGUUCUUAAAUUGUCAUUCGAAUUUAACCGUUUUUUUUUUCUUUUUUUUUGAGCUCGCUCUUGAUUUUAAGAUUUCUUUUACAGUUUUGCUUUAAUCAAGUUAAGUUUGUAUGUAGCAAUGUGCAUACGUAAGAGAUAUUAAAAAUAAAUAAAUACAAAAAUAGCCAGCAAACCCAGCUCCAGAAUUCUCGAUGCCCGCUGUGGAAAAGUUGCGUGAUACCAAGUGAACUGGAUAUUUGAUACUAAGUUUUUUUUUCUGUUUUUCAAAAUGAAACCACAAAUUGUUAUAUAAAUAACGUGCCUUCUCAGUUGAAUGGACAUGGGCAUUUAUAAGACCUCUGCCUUCGUUCAAAAUUUAGCUAAAUCGAAAGUUCUUAAUUUGUCAUUCGAGUUUAAACGUUUUUCUUUUUUUGAGCCAAGAGCGAGGGAUAAAAUUGAUUAAAAGUUUUCUUCUACAUUUUCGCAUUAUUCAAGUUAAGUUUGUAUGUAGCAAUGUGCAUACGUAAAAGUGAUUCAAAUAAAUAUAUGAAUAUUA